UGCUGGAGCGUGCUGGGAGUCCCUAACAACACCCUGAGAAUUUUGAAUCUGACGGGGAAGGAGUGUGCAGUCAGCCGAUGGUGGAGGAGAGCAGCGCCUAUGCCUCAGGAAGAGGAGCCUCUCAGCAUGGAUCCUCCACCCCCGGAAGAGCCCUUAGAGGAGCAAACCAAAAAACUAGAAAAGCAGGAAGAGGAGAUGGAGUUUAAGGAACUGGAUGGUCUCAGGGACGCCUUGGCAAACCUCCGGGGUCUGUCCGAGGAGGAGAAGAGCGAGAAAGCGAUGCUUUGCUCCCGCAUCCAAGAGCAGUCCCAGCUCAUCUGCAUCCUGAAGCGGAGGUCAGAUGAGGCCCUGGAGCGCUGCCAGAUCCUGGAGCUGCUCAACACAGAGCUGGAGGAGAAGAUGGUGCUGGAGGCUGAGAAGCUGAAGGCCAAGAGCGCGCAUGCCCAGCAGCUCGAGGAACGCUUUAUGACCUUGGCAGCCAACCACGAGUUGAUGAUCCGCUUCAAGGACGAACACAAGAGUCAGAACGUGAAGCUCAGGGAGGAGAAUGAGAAGCUGAGGCUGGAGAACAGCAACCUCUUCAGCCAGGCUCUGAAGGACCAGGAGGCCAAAGUGUCGCAGCUCACCGCGCGGAGCGAGGCCCUGUCCAAGGAGCUGGAGACCGUGAAACAGAGAUGCGCUCAGGAGGCCCGCCAGGCGCAAGCCAGAGAGAAGGAGCUGCUGGAGCUGCAGAGCCAGCGGGCCGGCGCCCACACCAAGGAGAUGGAGCAGCUGCGCAGCCAGCUGCAGAGCCUCAAGCAGAAGCACCGGCAGGCCGUGGAGCAGCUGGCCAACGCCAAGCAGGCGCACGGCAGCCUGAACCAGGAGCUGCAGGCCAGGCUGCAGACGGUCACUCGCGAGAAAGAUGAGCUGUUGCAGUUGGCCAUGGAGAGGGGCCGGGUGCUUCAGAACAAGCAAGCAGAGAUCCGGCAGCUUGAGGAGAAGCUGGAGACAGCCGAUGUGGCCCGGAGGCAUGCCCUGGAGAGGUUCGAACAAGAGGCAAUGGCCGUGGACAGUAACUUGAGAGUCCGAGAACUUCAGCGCAGGGUCGACGGGAUCCAGAAGGCCUAUGAUGAACUCAGGCUGCAGUCUGAAGCCUUCAAAAAGCACAGCCUGGAUCUUUUAAGCAAGGAGAGAGAACUCAAUGCCAAACUCCGCCAUCUCUUUCCAUAGGAAGCUUCUGUUUCCUCUUUCCUCUAAUUUAGAAUUUAACUCUUUGUGCCUUAGCAUUAUGACAAGAGUAAAGUUGGUUUUCCAUUUGUUAUACUUUUAAGCACAAAAGGCAAUUCAAAGAAAAGCUAUUUUACUGUGGUGAUGUGGUUGUUACUGUUGUAAGGCUAGCACUAAUUUUCAGCCCUACCACCUAAAAUACACGUGACAUACCAGGUGUCUUUCUGUGCCUUGGAAAUCCUGCUCUAAGUUUGCUAUCAUUAUCUCCAUCUUCCCCAUAACUUAUUCAUUCUCAACCCCAGAUAUCUUCAGAUAGCCCGAGACUUUAAAUUAGCAGCUCCUGUGGACUUAAGUAAAUCUUAAAAGUGCAAGGAGAUGUACUGUUGUGAAAACAGUUUUGCAUAGUUCCCCCUUGUAGCUAGGCAGGUCCGUAGUCUCCCUUAGUUGAAAAUAGAAACUCGAACAGUUAAUAGCAUAGAGAGCUUGCA
Enhydra lutris kenyoni (northern sea otter) is the source of this 1697-nucleotide messenger RNA. RefSeq names its product coiled-coil domain containing 89. NCBI's taxonomy places the organism in Eukaryota, Metazoa, Chordata, Mammalia, Carnivora, Mustelidae. The transcript has a single exon. The coding region runs from base 100 to 1212 and encodes 370 amino acids. The record is from RefSeq and is a predicted model, not a curated record.